Erinaceus europaeus (western European hedgehog) is the source of this 9404-nucleotide messenger RNA. It is a transcript of the gene CFAP47, whose product is annotated as cilia and flagella associated protein 47. The record is from RefSeq and is a predicted model, not a curated record. Gene Ontology annotation, molecular function: protein binding. The coding region runs from base 1 to 9396 and encodes 3131 amino acids. The transcript has 64 exons. NCBI's taxonomy places the organism in Eukaryota, Metazoa, Chordata, Mammalia, Eulipotyphla, Erinaceidae.
AUGGAGUCCCACAGGACUUCGGUCGUCCUCCGGGACAUGGAUAGCCCGAAAAAGGAAACACUGCUGCGGGUGUCCCCGGCAGAGUUGAGAUUCCAGGACGCCCUGGCCCGGAGGGUGUAUCGUCUUCCGAUUACUGUACAUAAUCUCAGUCGUGGUAACCUGAAGAUCAGGUUUCAUGAGCCAGUUAAACCACAGUUCAAACUAGCCAUGACUGAUUUGGAUAAGUCACUUGCUCCUGGUCUUCAGAUGACAGUUAUGGUGGAAUAUCAUCCUGAUAAAGAUGUAGAUGUUUAUGGUGUACUACUUAUUUCCACAGGAGAUAAAAAAGUUGAAAUUCCCCUCACUGGACUGAUCCCAUGCUGUGAAUUACAUAUGGUAUCAGAAAUCAAUUUUGGAAAAUUGGUUUCUAAUAAUAAAGUACAUUCUAGAGAAAUUCGUCUUACUAAUCAUGGAUUACUUCCAGGUCAAUAUGAAGCAAAAUAUGAAGGAGAGUUACCCAUUGUUAUUUCUCCAACUAGUAGCAUUGUGAAUCCUAGGUCAUCAAUUGCUAUUAAAAUUGAUUUCUGUGCAGACCAGCCAGGAGUUGUUAAUGAAGUUAUAAGUGUGAGUUUACAAGAUCAACCAAAGACGCUCUUAACUAUAAAAGCUAAUGUGGUCUCACAGAUCAUCGAACUAUUAAGCAUAAAUCAUAACACAAGAUUGGAUUCUUUACGCUUCGGUCCUGUCUACUUCGGAACGGCAAAAAUUGAGCAGGCAUUUCUACAUAAUAACAGUUCAGAACCCUUGAAUUGGGUGGCCAUAAUGCACGAUGAUUCUAUCGGAGCAGAAGUGGGAACAAAUAUUCACCAAAGAACAGAUGUUACGAUAAGUAAUCUCAAUUACGUUUGCAAGCUCAAGAACAUGGAUAUUUCGGCAUUUAUUUCUUGUAUACCAAAUGAAGGAAGGUUAUUGCCUUAUCAAAAGACUAUGAUUACAUUCUGUUUCAAUCCGAAGUUAAUCAUAGAUGGCAAGAAGAUUACUGACCCCUCCCACAGACAGGACUAUGCUGUAUUUUUGAGAUUUGAAUCUUUAGGAAGUAAAGAAGGAUUUUUGAGAGAUGACUACUGUAGAAGCAAAUGUGAAAAAUCUCACAGAGCGGAAUUAGCGGUGACAGGCUCAGGACUUCCUGUGUUACUAGAUUUUGACACAGGGAAGGUCUUUAAUUUUUCAUCUUGUUACCUGGGUGAACGUUCAGAUAUUAUGUGUGUUAUGCAAAAUCAGUCCAGAUUACUUCCUGUAACAUACCGCUUUAAAAGGACUGCACAUUUUAAAGUUAACCCAGAAAAGGGUAAGAUCAAUGAAGGAUGUAUCCAGAAUCUAACAUGUUCAUUCAUUCCACAUCAAAUCGGAAUAUUUCAAGUGAAGCAAAUUAUAGAAAUUAUUGGCCCUGUGGCAGAUAGAGGUUUACAGUCUACAUCAUUGAAAGUUUUCCAUCAUCUAGCUUUAGAAUUCAAUGGUGUCUGUCAUUCUACUACUAAAAAAGUUGUGAUGGAAGUUAAUACUGGUAUAUCCCCUUUGGUCAGUAACCCUACGGGGCAUUUUGUGGCCAAAGAUGCAGCAAAUCACAAGGACUAUCCACGUGCUGCAGUACUUCAGUCAAAACCUUCACAUUCUGGUGACCCUCAAUCAGAUAAAGAGCCAUCAAAGACUUCGCUACUAGCUUUUCCGAAUGACAGAGCUGGAAGUAUCAGACCUGCAGAGCAGGAUAAAGAGUUCAGGACAAUUUUCACAAAGACUCCAAGAUAUACCUAUUUGGAUCCUGAGUAUGAAUAUACUGAUAACGAAAAAAUGGAAAAAGAAAUUCAUAAAAAACAUUAUGUAAACUACAUUGACAAAUUAAGAGACGAUCGUCUACGGAAACAGUCUGAGAGGAAAGCCAUGCUUUCACAGAAUGAUCGUGCAGGAUUAAAAUUACCAUCAACUCAAAAGUCACAUAUGCCCACAAAAGUGAAAACAGAAGCUGGACCAUCUUCAAAAGUGAAAACAAAGGAGUCACAUUCAGUAAAGUCUCUGACUAAAUCUGAUGAGUUGUUAACUACCAGCAAAAUAGCUGUCAGGGAAACAAGGUCUCUAAAAAGAAAGGUUCUCAAAGCAAUUAAAAAGUCCCCUUCAACCCCCCAUGAAAAACGUGAUUGCAAGUUAACUUUGACACCAAAGCAAAUUCAUCAAGUAAUUGUUGGGCCUUCUACUCUAAACUUUGAUCAUGUUUGUGUGAACUCCACAAAUACUCUUUCACUACAUGUCAUUAAUAUGUUAUCUACAUAUAUUUGGGUCCAGUUAAUUAUUGAUGUCAAAGAACUGAAGAAAACCAACCAGUUGUCAUAUGUCAUUCCACCUGUAGCUAGUGCUUCUCUUUUGAUAUCAUUUGAAUCUUCCAACAUUGGAAAUUUUUUGAAGUCUUUCAACUUUACAGUGAACAAUGUAGUCUGUGGACACAUUUUGGUAACAGCAGUUGUCCACCCAGUGAAACUUGAACUGUCUUCCAAUGAACUAAUACUGAGACCACAUGGCUUCUUUAUAAAUUCAUGUUUUAGAGAGACGGUUAGACUAUAUAAUCAUCAUAACUAUUUUGCUGAGUUUGAAUGGCAACCUGUAAACACAAAAAGAGGGAUAACAUUUUCCAUUUGUCCAACUCAAGGUACUGUCGAACCAUAUUCAUGCUUAGAAUGUGAAGUAAAAUGGCAGCCAGGUUAUAACUCCACAGAAAAAGGAGAAUUUAUUCUUCGUGUUCCGGAUGGAAGCACGGAAACCCUGAAAUGCAUUGCACAUGUUGGGAACACCAAGGUCCUGUUUUUAGAGCCAAGAAUACUUUUUAGUAAUAUUGCUCAAGGUUUGACAAGCUGGAGGAAAGCUAUUCUUCAUAAUAUAGGACAAAACCAUGCUUAUUUCAAGGUUAGUGACCAGGAUCUUUUACCCACCGUUAAAAUUUUUCCAUCAGAAGGAAUAAUUCCACUUGGAGGACUAGCUGUUCUCAAUAUCUCCUGUUCACCAACUGUGGCAGAAAAAUUUGAUACGAAGGCAAAGGUUACUAUUCGUCGUUCAAAUGUCAUUGACCUUAGGAUUAGUGGAACUGUUGAUAUUGCGGAUAUCGAAAUUAUUCCAAAUUCAUAUAAAUUCAAUGGUACCUAUGUCGGUACAACCCAGGCAAUUCCAUUUUUAAUAAAAAACAACGGUUUGAUACCUGCCAGAGUAGAGUUUAAUCUUGUAGAAUUUCCUGCAUUUAAAGUUGAAUUUGCAGACAAAUCAGUGGAACAUUCAGACCCUAAAUUCCCUGGUAUAUAUUUUGUGGAAGUAGAAGAAAAAGCAAAUAUGGAAUGUGCUGUAACAUUUUCUCCUAUGGAAGUGAGAACAUUUGAAUUUACCUUUCACAUUUCAAUUAAUUACUUUAAAGCUUCAGAACUUUACUUGGAAUCCUGUUUAUCAGAGUUUCCUCAAUCUCAAAAGACAAUGCCACUCAUUCAGCCAUGUCAUAUCCAGGCUACUGUAUUGCAGUCACCACUAACAUUAUCUAGCACUGAAUUUAUACUUGAAGCCCCACUGCAUGCUUUCGAUUCUAAAGCGAAGGUCACAGAAACUAAGGAUCUAAUCUUAAAUAAUACUUCAAAUAGAGAUGUGAAAUGGAAGCUUGAUGUUACAAAUGCUGAUAAACUCUUUAAAGACAAGAUAUUUCACUUUAGCUCACAGUAUGGUCUCGUUAAAGCACAUCAAGAAUGUUGUAUUUCCAUAAGUUUCAAUCCAAAACGCUCCACAAAAUACACAGCUGACAUCCCUCUGUAUUUAAAUGAUAUUCCAAUUUGCUAUCAAACAUUAUCCCUGAGUGGAGAUAUAAAAUCACCUAAAUUGGUGUUUGACCCUCCAUUUGUAUUUUUUGCUCCUAUUCCUUUGAAUGUAACAACUGUGAUGGAAAUCAAAAUUUUACCUGAAAACUACUACAGAAAUUCAUCUUUACAUGUCCAUACCCCUGCUACAAGACUUCUUGAUGGCGAUGAGAUUUCUCCUUUAUCCGUGGUAUUUCCAAAAGAAAAUGCUGUCACGGGCUCUUCCAAUGGAAUUAAUGACGUGAUAACGUGCCAUCUCAAGUUCAGUUCACCUAAACCUGUGUCAUUUUCCUCCAAUAUUGUUUUUUCUGACUACAGAGAUAGCCAGUUUUCACUACCAGUUAUUGCAAUAGCAGAAAACUGCAUUCUUACUGUUUAUCCAUACAUGGCAACACAUAUUGAUAAGCAAAAAUAUGUUGUAAAGGAUGUUGUAGAUACAGCUCCCAGCGAUCUUCAACUUGUCUCCAUAGAGUCUGGAUUAUUUUCUUCACUGCCUUCUAGAUCUAAUAAUGCUAAUAUUGAAAAUGGAUUAUUUGUUGGAGUGGAAAUGACAGCUGAAAAAUUAAAAUCUAGUGAAAGUGAAACAUCAGAGCAUGAAGAAAAUGUAAUUGUGGAAACAGAAGAGAAAAAUGAACAAUUCUUUUUUCCUGAAGAGGGAACAGCACCCUAUAACUUCUUUGCGGAGGUUAUAAGGGCAACUGAAACUUGGUUCAGUCUCUUCGGCUGGCCAGAAGGACCUCACACACUCUCUAUUCCAGAGACCAUACGAAGGGAUGUAUAUAAACUACAAUUCCAUUCAUCAGCUGUAAAAUCAAAAACAUUUAUAAGACAGAAUGACUUUUCCAAAUAUAACAAAACUAUUUAUGAUGUGAUGUUCAAUUUGACUGGAAAAUUGCUACCUGGAGUUAAUGCAACUCAGUCUUUACCAGUGAAUGACAUUGAAAGGGUGAUUCAGCUUUAUAAUCAACAUACUUCACUUCUUGAAUUUCUCAAUCUUCAAGGAGCAUCUAUUGCUAAUAUAUUGCCAGAAUUUCUACUUGAGCCUGACGAUUAUGUGAUGUGGCUUGAAAUCACAUCUUCCAAAAAGUCUUCCUUGUCUUCAAAGUACUGUAUACCUAGGAAGCGGCAUCCAAUUGUUAUAGAUAAAACUAAGUUUGAAGACUGGAGUAAAAGAGCAUGGACAGAUGUAUUACUUCAGAUAUACAAGGUUUUGGUAUUAUCACGGGUUGUACCAUAUAGUGGCAAAAAUAUACCUUUGAUCCAAGCACAAAAUUCACCAAAAGUCCAAUCUCGUUUAACAUCCAGUAAUAUAUAUUCUAAAAAUGAAAGGACUCUACUUAGUUGGUUGAACACAAAUUAUGAGAAUGGCCGACAUAUUAUAUGGGAAAACAGUGAAGGUAUUAUUCCUCCUGAGAAAUGGAUACUUAAUUUUGACCGUGACCUUUCAGAUGGCCUUGUUUUGGCAGCACAGUUGGGAGUUUAUUGCCCAUAUUUGAAUGAUUCUUUUUUUAUCGAUAUGUAUACACAACCAACACGUUUUGAACAUUAUACACACAAUUGUUUGAUUAUAGUCAGUGCUCUUCAGGAAAUUGGCUUUGAGAUGGAUAUACAAGCUAGUGAUAUCUAUAAACCUAAUCCAAUUCUGAUGCUCAUGCUAUGUGUUUACAUGUAUGAAAGGUUGCCUACAUAUCUCCCGAAGAAGGUGGUGUCUUUUUCUUGUAAUCUGCAUGAGACUGUGCCAGAACAGAUUAUACUGACAAAUCCAAGCUUAAGAAGUGUAGUAUAUAAUGCUUCAAUUAUUGGAAGAGAUGCUUCAAACUUCUUUCUUUCCCAACAUGGGCACACUAUAACAAUUUCUCCAAAAAACAAAGUUGAUAUCACUGUAAAAUUCAACGGUCGCUUUCUCCACCCUGCUGAAGCUUUAUUGCUAUUAAUUUCAAAAGCUGAAAAUAAAAUUGGAGGUAUUACAAUGGCUUUCGCUCUUAGAGGUGAAAUUAACAAUUUUAACAACUAUGAGAUUAUAAACUGCAAAAGUCCAUGUUAUAGAUGGAAGGAAAUCUCUUUGAAGGUUACAAAUCCUUUUAAUGUUGCUGGUCACUUCAAUGUCAUUUUGGUGGAAUCCUCAACAUUCAUUUCUUCGCCCUCUCAAAUAAUUGAAUCAGAACAAUACCUGAGCCAGGUGUAUCAAGGUGAUAAGACCACGAGUACCAAUGAAAACGAUAUUGCUGCAGACUGUUCUCCUUACCCAAGUCCCUUAAGAACUUCAAUUAAUUCCAGUAUCCUCAGAGAAUUCUUUUGUUCUACACCUACUUUUAAACUGGGAUUGAAAGGGGCAAGUCUAGAUCUAUUCUACCUUCCCUUUGGCACCCAUGUUCGUUUUUGUGUCGUCAUUCUCAGCAACAAAGAGAUUGGCGAAUUAAUAUACGUUUUGGAAGGAGAAGGGACCCUUCCUUUACCCACCAGCUUCCUCCCAGUGGAUUAUUCGGGUGAUCGUUACUAUAGUGGAUGUCCAGAGAAAGAAGUAAAUAAGGAUGAUCCAGUUCUAUAUUUGAGCUGUGGUAACCACCAAGUCCUGGAAGUGGACCUUAAAUUCCCACUGACAAAUGAAGCCAAGGAAAAGGCUUUGGCCUUUGCAGCACAGAAACUAAUGUCAGAAACAGAAUAUGAACGAAGAGCUAUCAUCGGCACUUUAGAGAGUAGUAGUGUCCGAGUGGCUGUUGCCCUCCUGGGACUAACUGAAAUCCAGGCUAAUAUGCUCCUUAACCCCUCAAUUUUGAAGAAGCCAGAGUCUAUUCUCUACAAAUUACAACUAAGCCUUCCUACGCAUUAUGUUAUUCCAGAGGAAAUCUACAUUCCCAGCGUUCCACAAACCAGAAGUGAAUGCAAAAUAGUUGCAGAUGAUUUUGUUACAGUUCCUUUACGAUUUACACCUUUUGGUCCUGGACGAUACCCUUGCAGAAUUUUGUUGGCAUCUGCAUAUGAUCUGCGUGUUUAUAGCAUUGAAGGUGUGGUGAAUGACAAACACACAGAAAUCAUAUUUAAUUUUGUAACACCAGCAUUUGAAGCUAUUACCCAAAAUAUUCCAAUACAUAAUGAUACAAAGAAGGAAUGGAAAUGUAAAGUUCAGAUAGAAGGAGAAUGGUUUUAUGGACCUCCUGCUUUUAAUAUUAGAGCAGGAGAAACUUUGCAGUAUCCUCUUACAUUCAAACCUGGAUUAGAAUGUGAAAUUAAGGGAAAGCUUGUUAUAAAAAAUGAAGGAGAUGGUAUGGAACAUAAAUUUCAAAUAAGAGGGGUUGGGAAAAAGCCCAUAGCCUUGGAACACAUCUAUGUGAGCUGUCAAGUGGGAAAUUUGUCAAACAGAACCAUAAUGGUACCGAAUUCUACAAAGGACGUAGUAACAUAUAAGGUAACUACAGAUCUUCAAAUUAUAUGGGGAAAACCAUUGCUCACCAUACCACCUGAUAGUGUAUCUCCGUAUCUUAUACAAAUAAAUCCCUGGAGACGUGGUCUAUAUAAAGGCACAAUUGCAUUUUCCCUUAAAAGCAGAGGAGUAGAUGAUACUGAAGCUGCAGAUAACAAUUGCAUGAAGAAAUUAGAACAAGAAGUAUUCAAUUUGGAUAAAAAAAUCUCAGAUUAUGAUGUUACUUAUUUAAAACUCUGGUAUCAUAUUGAGAUUCGUAGCAAUCCUGCUCCACCUGUAGAAGUUAUGGAAAUGCAAUGCAUAGCUUUGGAGAAUUUUUUCUUUGAGAUACCACUCUCUAAUCCAGAUGAAAAAGAUCUUCACUUAGAUGUGGUUUUAUCAAAUGCUUCCCUUAAUGGAGUUAAUUCAGUUAAACUGGAAGGGGUAUCACGAACCACCUACCUUGUGCAGUAUUCAACAGCUUCUACAGGACUUAAAGAAGAAAGCAUUAUUUUCCUUCCCGAUCACGGUCCAGAAUUCUGGUAUUUACUGAAAUUAUCUGCUGGGUUGCCAAAGCCAAUCGUAAUACCAGAAGUAUAUUGUAACCUUGGAAAGUACACCGCUCAGAUCAUUUCCUUAGUUAACCCAACACAUGAAGUCUUACAAUUGGAAGCAGUAAGCACCAAUCCUGAUAAUUUUGCCCUGUUUAUGACCACACGAAAAGUCACUGUACGUCCUUACUCUAUUGAAGAAGUAUGUAUUAACUUUAGUCCUUCUUCACUUGGAAGAACUGGUCAUCAAAGCUGUAUCAUCUUCAGCUGUCCUCAGAUUAAAGAAUGGAGAUUCUACUUAUCUGGAGUAGGAAUAUUCCCUGAGCCUCUAGAAGUAGAAAGAAUCACUACAUUUCUCCAUCUUCAUGCAUCUAUCAUUCUACCUUUUCAAAAUCCCACCAAUGAAGAUGUUUUAGUCAAUCUCAUACUAACAUUUCCUCGAGAUGCUACUUUGGUUACAAAAAGAAUUCCAUUGCCUCCUAAAGGGAAUCUCAAUAUUCCACUGCUGUUUAUUCCCAACGUUAUGAAAUUACACAAAACAGUAGUCGUUGUUCAACUGACAAAGGCAAAUGGACAAAAUUGGACCAUAGACAAUUUUGAUGAAUUGACCCUAGAGCAAAAAAGGAUGAUAGGUGUAAACACCGGAGAAAUCCAAUCAAUAUACUGGCUGUACCCCAUUCUAGGACUGCCACAGGCAAUACAGCAUAAAACUCCCCAAGUGGUGAUAUCAUGCCAGGCCAGAAAACGGGUAGAAGAGGAGGUAGAAGUUGCCCUAGGUGGUGAAUUUAGGGGACAAAAUCCGAUCUUUGAAUCGAAAGAUUUUACAGUAAACCCAAGAAAGAAUUCAGAAAAUGUUUAUGAAGAUAUCAUUGAAAGCCAAAUAAAACGUGACUUUGAAUAUGAAUUUUUGUUUGAAUCUGAUAUUAUGAAGUCUAAUUUGGAGUCCUGUUUGUCUGCAUACUUAAUAAGAAAAUAUUAUGACUCCAAAACUGAAAAGAUAUUUCUGACUUUCAAUGUGGUGUUUGCACCAAAGAAGCCAUUAAGGACUGAAGUGAUACUGAAUAUCGAGUGCAUAACAGAUGGAAUUUGGAAAUAUCCCAUAACAUUAAUUGCAGAUGAGCCUGAAGUGGAUUAUAUCAUUGAUAUUGAAAGCGUUGGAUUAUUUAAGGAAUCCUUUAUUGACUUCAAGUUGACAAGUCAGACAAGUAAUCCUGAGCCAUUCACUGCAUACUUCCAACCUGGCAGUGACCCUGUGUUUUCUGUAAAACCUGCAAGUGGAAUACUUCUUCCUUAUAACACUGAAGGAACUCUCAUUGUAGUGGGUUUUAAACCUCAGAUGUACAGUAAAAGAUACAAAGCAUUACUGGUAAUACAGACAGCGGAUAUAUACUUGUUAUACGAGGUCAACGGACUACCUCCUAUUACCACACCACCAAUACAUGUAAAACCCAAAGUUGAUUCUACUAACAGGCUGUAUUAUAGCAGGCCUGUUCAACAGCGUAAUUUUCUUCGGGAAAAUACUCGUGUCGUAAGAACAGGGGUAUCCUCUACCAUUAAGGGUAUGCCUUUGAUGUUGAAAAAGAAAUAAAAAAAUCC